Messenger RNA from Cebus imitator (Panamanian white-faced capuchin), 750 nucleotides. It is a transcript of the gene EFCAB11, whose product is annotated as EF-hand calcium binding domain 11. The transcript is spliced from 7 exons. Gene Ontology annotation, cellular component: cytoplasm. NCBI's taxonomy places the organism in Eukaryota, Metazoa, Chordata, Mammalia, Primates, Cebidae. Gene Ontology annotation, molecular function: calcium ion binding. The record is from RefSeq and is a predicted model, not a curated record. Bases 95 to 652 code for a protein of 185 amino acids.
GAGCCGCGGUGGGCGUGGCCGUGGUAGGCUGCAAGCUAGGCCAGGGCAGCGUGGCGGGUGGUUGGGUUGCUCUGGUUCGGUUGUUGCUGUCGCGAUGUUCUUCUCCGAGGCUGUGGCCAGGUCGCGGACGUGGGAAACCAGUCCCUCGGAACACAAGAUGUGGGUGAAAGUAUUUAAAGCAUGUGAUGAAGAUCACAAAGGAUAUCUCAGCAGAGAGGACUUUAAAGUUGCUGUUGUAAUGCUGUUUGGGUAUAAGCCCUCCAAGAUAGAAGUGGAUUCUGUGAUGUCUUCAAUAAAUCCAAAUACUUCUGGUAUAUUACUUGAGGAGUUUUUAAAUAUUGUAAAGAAGAAGAAGGAAGCUCAACGAUAUCGGAGUGAAGUAAGACACAUCUUCACAGCCUUUGACACAUACUAUCGUGGAUUUUUAACUUUGGAAGAUUUCAAAAAAGCAUUUAGGCAGGUGGCUCCCAAAUUACCGGAAAGGACUGUUCUCGAGGUAUUCAGGCCAGGCUCCUGGGAAACAGACUCACAGAUGGAGAUUGAGGCCAUUGGAACUUGUCCUCCUGUGUUGAUCAGACCUUGGAUGUGGGCUGCUCCCCAGGGGAGGGGCAUAACCUCGAACAAGGCAACUUCCUUGGCUGAGGGGAAGUAGAUCGAGACUCAGAUGGUCACGUCAGCUUUAGAGACUUUGAAUAUGCCAUCAACUAUGGACAGAAGGAAGCCUAACUAUUGUGAGCUACUUUUGGCAAC